GACGGUCCGACCUCAUAUGCCAAUCGGGCGGCUUGGCCGCAGAGGGUUGUUUAUCUCUCGUGCGGUGUGUACAGCAAGGGCUCGCAAACCUGCCAUGGCUGAGGGCAAGCAGAGCACUGCUAGGCGAGAUCUGUUACAGCAGAUCGAAGUUGAUGUGCAGAAGAAAUGGGAGGAGAAUAAGGUUUUUGAAUGUGAUGCUCCAGACAGCAGUUCAGAGAAGUUUAUGUGCACCUUCCCGUACCCCUACAUGAAUGGUCUGCUGCACAUUGGUCAUGCUUUCUCCUUGACGAAAGCGAUCUUCGCCGCACACUUCAAUCGCUUGCUCGGGAAGAAGGUCCUGUUCCCCUUCGGCUUUCAUUGUACAGGCAUGCCAAUUCAGGCUGCAGCCAACAAGCUGUCGCGGGAGUUUGAAGUCUACGGUUCGCCGUAUCCGAUCUUUCCUCCAGGGCGUCCGACACCCAAGGAGUCGGCGGAGGGCGUCAUCGAGCUGGACGACGAAGGUGUUACCAUGCUGUGGAAAGCACCUCCCAGCAGCAGCAAGAAGGCCAUCAAAGAGUACAUUGCUUACGUGAAGGUGAAGGAUGGCGAGUUCAAGGAGGUGAGGCGAAUUCCGCACCCCAGCGCGGAUGUGCUGAAGGCGGGGGGCAACAAGGUGAAGGCCGUUCUGCCCGUGGAGAGCGGUGGCUGCGUCUACAAGGUGGAAGCCUUGCUGGAGGACGGCAGCAAGUGCCCUCCAAGUCCAAUUUCGGAUGAAGUCUCCGUGGAUGCGGCGCCCAAGGACAAGAAGAGCGGUGCGGCCGGCGGAAAGCGCGUGGCCAAGAAGAUCUUGGCGAAGAGCGGAGAUGCGGCCUUUCAAUACGAGAUUUUGAAGGCCAUGGGGCUGACCGCUGAGGAGAUCCCCAAGUUUGUUGACCCUUUGUUUUGGCUGCAGUACUUUCCACCCCUGGGAGUCCGUGACCUGAAGCGCUUCGGGUGCCCCGUGGACUUCCGACGCUCGUUCAUCACCACCUCUGCGAACAGCUUCUAUGAUAGCUUCAUUCGGUGGCAGUUCAGGAAACUCCAGAAGUCGGAAAAAAUUGGCUUUGGAAAGCGCCCCACCAUCUUCAGUGAAAUGGAUAAGCAGGCGUGCAUGGACCACGACCGUGCGGAGGGAGAAGGUGUUGCCCCCCAGGAGUACACAGCCAUCAAAAUCGAGCUGCUGGCAUCGGAGUGGACCAGUGCCAUGCAGAAGAGCCUGAAGAAGGGCAGCAAGGUCUACUUGCUGGCCGCCACGCUGCGAGCCGAGACCAUGCCUGGGCAGACCAACUGCUGGAUUCUCCCUACCGGGCAGUACGGAUGUUUCGAAGCACCUGAGAAUCAGGUCUACGUCACAUCGCACAGAGCUGCCCGAAACAUGAGCUUCCAGGACAUCCUGAUGCCAUGGGGAAAGCCCAAGUGCCUCAUGGAGGUUUCAGGACAGGAGCUGCUAGGAAAGAAGGUGGUGGCCCCGACCACCAAGUACAAGUACGUGCAUAUCUUGCCGCUGCCCACCAUCAAGAUGGACAAGGGCACCGGCAUCGUGACCAGCGUCCCCAGCGACUCCCCGGACGACUAUGCUGCCUACAUGGAUCUGAUGAAGUCAGACAAAAAGCGCGAGUACUUCGGGGUGAAGAAGGAAUGGGUGGAUGGAUUUGAGCUCAUCCCCAUCAUCGAUGUUGAAAUCGAUGGUGAAGUUCGAGGUAUGGCAGCACAGUACGUGUGCGAAAAGUUGGGCGUGCAGUCCAUCAACGACCGGGUAAAGCUGGCCGAAGCACAUGAUACUUGCUACAAGUUGGGCUUCGACAAAGGUAUCAUGUCCUUGGGGCCCUUCAAGGGUCAGCCUGUGAAGAAAGCGAAGUUUGAAUUCCGAAACGUGAUGAUUAAAGACAAGCAGGCCUUCACCUACUCAGAACCAGAAAAGAAGGUGGUCUCCCGCUCGGGCGACGAAUGCGUGGUGGCGUCCAUUGAUCAAUGGUAUCUGAAGUAUGGCGAGGAGUCUUGGAGAGGGCAGAUUGAGGGCCAUUUACAAAGCUCCAACUUUGUCAGCUACAACGACCGAAUCAAGGAGUCCUUCGAAGAUGCCAUCGGAUGGUUGAAGGAAUGGGCUUGCAGCCGCUCCUUUGGACUCGGCACGCAGGUGCCCUGGGACGAACAGUUCGUCAUCGAGUCUCUGUCCGACAGCACCAUCUAUAUGGCCUACUACACGGUGGGUCAUUUGCUGCAUGGUGAGGAGAACUUGGAUGGCAAAAAGGGCAGCCCGGAAGGGAUCAAGGCAGAAGAUCUCACGGACGAAGUGUGGGACUUCGUGUUCCUCAAUGGGCCAAUGCCAAAGAAGUCCAAGAUCCCCCAGAAGCUGAUGGAAAAAAUGCGAAAAGAAUUCAGGUUCUGGUACCCCAUGGACCUCCGUGUCUCGGGCAAAGAUCUGAUCCAGAACCACUUGACCAUGGCUCUGUACAACCAUGCAUGCGUUUGGGAGAAGGAGCCGGAACUGUGGCCAAAAAGCUUCUUCUGCAAUGGUUGGCUGUUGGUGAACAAUGAGAAGAUGUCCAAAUCCAAGGGCAACUUCUUCACUGUGGAUGAGAUCAUCAAACUGUACUCCGCGGACACCGUGCGACUGGCCAUGGCCAACAGCGGCGACACUUUGGAGCCGGCGAACUUUGAUCAGUCCGUGUGCAACAAGGCGGUCUUGACCCUGGCCGUCUUUCUGGACUUGAUGAAGUCCAUGGUCAGUGGCAGCGAGCCACUGGACGCAGGCGCAGAGGAUGGGCGUUUCGUCGAUGUGUGGUUUGCCAAUGAGAUGAACCGCCUGGUGCAAGAGGGGAAGAAGUUCUACGAGAGCAUGUACUAUCGGGAGGCCCUGCGCACAUGCUAUUUUGAGUUCACCUCCAUGUUCGAUCAGUACCGCGACAUCUGCAAGGCGGCGGGAAUAGCGCCGAACAAAGCCUUGACCCUGCGGUACUUGGAAUGGCAGAUGAUCAUUCUGUCUCCCAUUUGUCCACACUUCUGCGAGCAUGGUUGGUCGAUCCUGGGCAAGCCUGGUUCCGUGCUGGACUCCAGGUUUCCUUCGCCAACAAAGCCAGUGGAGAUCUCCCUCACGAAGCAAGGCGACUACAUGUUCAACAAGGUGCCGCAUGACUUUAUUAAAUUGUUAGAGAAGGCUUCCAAGGGCGGAACUGCCAAAUCUGCGGUGGUCUACGUGGCGAAGGAAUAUCCGGAUUGGAAGAAGACAGUCUUGGCGAAGCUCAGGAAGUUCCACGGCGAGAAGAAGCUGCCCCUGGUUGCCCAGGAAGACAUGAAGGACAACCCAGAGGCAGCGCAGCAGUGGAAGAACAUCAUGACCGACCUGAUGCAGGAUGCCUCCCUGAAGCCUUUCGGGAAGCACUUGGGGCCCUUUGCUGCUUUCAAGCGCGACGAGGCCGUGGCCUCUGGUGCAAGUGCCCUGGAUGCCUCCCUGCCCUUCGACGAGUUUGCCUUGGUCACGGAGAACGUCGCAUACCUCAAACAGAAGCUGCAGGCAGAUGUGGAAGUGCGAACCGCCGAUUCGUUGGCCAGCCCAGACCACAAGGAUGCCGCAGCGAAUGCGCAGCCUGGUAAGCCAGGCAUUUUCUUCGUCACGGAGCAAGGUGCCAAAGGUGGUGGAGGUGGCAAGGCCAAAGCAGCUGCCAAAGCGGAUUCCAAGCCCGCCAAGACCAAUGGAACGGCUCCAAACGGAAGCUCCGAGAAGGUCUCCACCAUCACAGAUGUGAAGAAGCUCAAUGAGCACCUGAGUACCAGGACAGGGCAUAUCGCUGGGGCUAUGAUUGCUGGGCCAGGGCGAGGGAUUCCAAGGGUCAAAACUGGGGAUUUCCAAAACUGGGGCCAAGUCCUUCCACCGACAUCACCGUCGCACGUCUUUGGUUCAGCCGCGGCGGUGGGUGCCAUGAAGGCAGUGCUGGCGCUCAUCCUUGCCGUGGGUUUCACGCUGCGAUGUGCAGCCCAAAGCAUUCUAGCGUACAAAGAGAAGGUCUCGGAAAGCCGGAUCAUCGUGAGAUAUCCUGAGGGUUCGAGCGAGGAGCAGCUGGCGCAGUAUGUCGCGCGCCUGGAGCGGAUCCGCGGCGUGCGCCGCGCCGAGCCGCUGCACCGCCUGGACAUGGCGGUGGUGCUGUGCCACGCGGGGGCGGAUGAGGAUGCAAUUUUGGAGGCCAUCGAUGCCGAAAAGCCCGUCGAGCUGGCGGUUCCGGAUAGUUGGGUGUACGCCUUCGGUGGCCGGAAAGAUGCUCAGUGUGCAUCGCACCCUGAGUGCAGGGCAUUUAGCUUGCAAGGUGAAUGCUGCCCGGCUCCCGAUGGAGUGCUCAUGGCGUGUUGCGCUCUGCCUGCGCCGAAGCGACCGGCGCGGCCGCAGCACAAAAGCACCAUCUCGUUACAAAGCGUGCAUGGCGGCUUCAUCACAGUCUCCAAGAUCGGCGUGGUGGGCUGGCGUGGAAAGAAGACUGACCCGGACGCGCAGUUCCACCUGGAAGCGCACCCGGACGGUUACGUCUCCUUGAUGUCCAACCAUGACACCUAUCUGGUGACUUCGCCCUCGGGCCAGUUAGUCGCCUGGCACCGGGGGCACCGGGAAGCAGAUGACUGGGAGAAGUUUAAGCUCAUUUACAACUCAGAUGACACCAUCUCUCUUCGUAGCAAGGUGUCGGACAAACAUGUGAGCCUGGAAAAUUCCAGUUCAGACAUGUUGUCCGCGACCACUGAGAAGGUUGAGAUCAGCGAGCGCUUUCUGGUGACGAUGCGUCACGGAGAGGAAGCCGAAGUGCCCAACGACCAGAGCUUAUCAAAGCUCUGGGCUAUGGACCACUUCGGGGAUCGCGACAUCGAUGCCUUUGAAGCCUGGAAAAUGUUUAAUCCCAAGCCCCAAGCCGAAGGAGUCAUUGUGGCAAUUAUCGACACGGGCAUUGACUACACCCAUCCGGACUUGCGCGAUUCCAUGUGGGUGAACCCUCACGAAAUCCCUGGCAACGGCAUCGACGAUGAUGGCAAUGGCAUUGUAGAUGACAUCCACGGGGUCGAUUUCACCAACAAUGACGGAGACCCUAUGGACGAUCAGAUGCACGGCUCUCACUGCGCGGGGACCGUGGCAGCCAAGGGCAACAACACCCUGGGGAUCGCGGGCGUGGCCUGGAAAGGUGCCAAGUUGAUGGCCCUGAAAUUCCUGGACGGCACUGGUGGGGGUCGCACCUCGGAUGCGGUGAAAUCCAUGAACUACGCCGUGGCCAUGGGAGCUCAGAUUUUGAGCAAUUCCUGGGGCGGUGGCGGCUCCAGCAGCGCCUUACGCGUGGCCAUUGAACGCGCGGAGCACGCGGGCACGCUCUUCCUGGCCGCCGCGGGCAACGAUGGACUGAACAACGACGAGCUGCCGUCCUACCCGGCCAACUAUCCCAUGGAGAACAUCAUCUCGGUGGCCUCCACCACUCAGAACGGUGACCUCUCGCUCUUCUCCUGCUAUGGCAAGAAGUCCGUUGACCUGGCUGCUCCCGGUAGCGACAUCUACAGCACCAUCCCCAACGGCAAGUACGCCUCGCUCAGCGGGACCUCGAUGGCCACGCCGCACGUGGCCGGGGUGGCUGCCAUGGUGUGGAUGAUGCGGCCAGAGUUUUCCAUGGUGCAGGUGAAGGAGAUUCUGCUGAGAUCCACCGUCCCGGAGAAGGCCCUGGAGAACGCCGUGGUCACUGGCGGCCGCCUCAACGCGCGCCGCGCGUUGGCGCUGGCGGCCAUCUAUCCAGCCCCUCGGCCGCCGAUCCACGCGCCGAGCCACCUGACCUUUGUGGAUACCAACCCAGCAGUGGGACGCAUAGGAGGUGAUGCAGUAAUUACUACACCGGAGGACCAGAGCGAUGUGGAACACUACAGUUUGCAUUUUCUCUCCUCCGCGGGGGUUUUGAUGGAAAGAAUCGGGCGAGCCAAUGUCUCGAACCAGCCGUCUAUUCAGCUGACCCUGGCUAACCUCACAAUCCCACGCUUUGCAAAGAAGAUCGCUGCCGUGGCCGUGAACAGCAGCGGCCGCAUGCCCGCGGAGACGGCGGCCGUCCUGGACAUCGAAGAUUAUGGUGUGCCACAGGACGGCCCUGGCGCCGUGGCCUUCAAGGGCGACGCGGACGUCCGGGGCGGCGUGGUGAGUGGCGAAGUGCGGCUGCGGCGCGCGGGCAACGAAGCGACGGUGAGUCACUACAACAUCUAUUGGCAGAAGGGCUGGCAGAAGAACUUGCUGGGAUCCGUUCCGGCCAUCGGUUUUUUGGCCACCCGAUGCACUGGAGAUUGUGCGGUGCUGAACACCACCCGUGAGGAUGGGGUGCAAAGAUACCACCGAGAAGCUUACGGCAACAACGAGCUGGCCGUGAUCACCUUCAGUGGCCCUGCCAAGGUGAAGAUCACCAAGUUUCUGACUGAGAGCUACUAUGACUACUUGGAGAUUGCCGGAAACCGCGUCAGCGGCACGGAUGUGGAGCUUCCGAAGGUCGUGGAGGUUCCUGCUGGGGAGCAGACCAUCACCUGGCUCAGCGAUCACAGCGAAGGAGAAGGUGGUUGGACCUUUGAGCUUUGGCAGGAAGGUGAGCAGGCAUCCUUCAGCCUCCCUGGAGUGCAAGCUGAUGGCACCAGUAAGGUGGAGGUAGUGGCAGCCUAUGGCAAGACCGAACUCUGGCAGGCAGCGCAGUCCUGCCAGGUGAGCGAUUUUGACCUGAAGACUAUGCCGCCCUCGGAGGCCUUUCUUCCAAGUUCAGUGGAUUUUCCAGAUGAACACGUGGAUCAAGGAAUGGUGAGUGGCACCAUGACACUGCACCUCCCGAAGGUUGAGAAUGUGAAGAGUGUGGUAACUUCGUAUGUGGUCUACUUUGCCGACCUCCAUGGCAAUCGUCUGGGGAAGGAGUGGCAUCUGCCCAUCGAAGGUGGCAGGCCUACUUUGGAGCUCCGGCUGGAUGCGGUGGCCCUUCCAAUGGGCGCGCAGUGGAUCAUGGUCAGCGGGGAGAACUCUGCGGGCCGAGGGCCGCCCCUGAGGAGUAAGCUGGUGGAUAUCGUUCGCAGCCGACCGGUCCAUGCGAACUUUUCAGGUGACGAAGACCCCGUGGAGCUGCAAAUUGAAGGCCGGGUGAUGAUCACUCCAGCGCAGAACCCCACCAACGUGAUCGCUUACAGCAUUUACUUGGCCAAGGACGCACAGAAGCGAACCUUGUUGGGCCGAGUGGCGGCCAGUGGUAGUAAAGCUGUAACCUUCAAGCUGCAUGCAGCCUACAAGGCAGGGCAGCACUUGUUGGUGGUGAGCUCCUAUUCUGACCUGGACAUGGAGGAAGGUGUGGUGAUCCCGGUAGAAGAUUUCGUGGAGGCUUACAACGACGGCUACAGUUGGUACGACUGGGGCGGCUACGGCAGCCACGCCGCAGCUGGAGCCGGUCGGCCCAGCCGCCCCCAGAACCGCUCACGGCCCUCGGCGCCACGGGCAAGCCCCGGGAGCCCCGGUGGGAGCCAGCAGGGUCCGAGACGACUGCGGGAGUUUUGGCUGGAACCCAAACGAAGCAUCAACGACUUCCAACUGCUUUGGAGCGAUGAAGCGUUAGGAUCCCUGCCGGUGCUCACUUCAGGGCGGCUUCCAAGAGAAACUGGUCGCCCUGCAAUCUUUUGCAUGCUCAUAAUCCAUGGCUUUCUCCGAAAAACUGCCGGAGAUGCUUCGGGGCCCCUUUUCCGGCCUCAGUUUGUGCCGCCAAGUGUGGAGCAACGACAAGGUAUAGCAGAGACUCUUGCAGAUGCACUGCCGGGUGUUGAACAUGGACAGGUGAAACUGUCCUUGGGCAGGGCAUCAAGGUCGGUGACACCUGCCGACUCUGCAGAUCUGGUGAUCGAUUUCGAAAUUCUGCCCCCGCGAAAAGCGACCGCAGAAUCAAUCCAACUUUUUUUUGACCGUGUCGAGGCCAAGCUGAUUCUACUCAGCCAGGGUGGUGUUGCUGCAUCACGUUUGGCCUCGUCGCUGGUGUCCCGUCGCAUCAGCAUGGGGGAACCGCAACAAGUCGCGCCGCCCAGCGGGCCCAGCGGGCAUGGGCACGCCCGGCUGCUGUCAGAGCAACCAGAAAAUGUGGCAACACCAAGCUCCGAUGCACAGAAGGUACAGCUACCUGUGCUUGCUGGUGUGUUUGGCCUGGUUGCCUUGAUGGCAGCGGGCAGCGAAUCGGGAUUCAGAUAACUUGCACUUUUUAGUGAUGGAUAUGGCACAAUUCAGAAAAUUUCGGCCCCACCCCGGAAGCUUCAGGUUUUGAAC
Cladocopium goreaui is the source of this 8296-nucleotide messenger RNA. The record is from the annotation of a GenBank genome assembly. Lineage: Eukaryota; Dinophyceae; Suessiales; Symbiodiniaceae.